CGGUGCAAAGUCUGAGGAACAGUUAGAGGCUUCGCGGCAGGAGAAUGUGUGGUCAGGCCUUGGAACAGCGCCGAGCUUGUGCGAUUGAGUUGCUCGAGAACGACCCCGUUUUGAUGGAACGGGUCCGGGCAAUGCUGCGGGCGGGAGCUAUGGAAAAGGCAGCGGCUAAGGCAGCCGCAGUUGACGGGGCGAACACUCGUGCUCUCCGAGCUUCGCUGCAGGCGCUGAAGCGGCACCACACCAGCAAUAUCGGUCGCAUCGCGUAUACGACGGCACUGGCCGCAACGGCGGGUGCGGGGGCGCAUACGUGUGAUCCAGGCGACCCGUGCCGCCCGGGGGAGCGGUGCGAUUCCGUCGAGCGGGGUGGAGUGAGCUUAGCCGAGCGGGCUAGGAGUCUCGAAAUUCGGUGCAAAACCUUCGUUGAAGCGCGUUCGCGGAUGCACAACACGAACCACGACCUGGCUCCGGAAAAGGCUUUGGCGGGCGGCUACUACAUGUACAGCGAGCGCAAGAAGACUACGAGUGAUGCGACGAACCCCGAGGUCAUGGCUCUCGCCAGGCUGUACUGUCACUCCGACGACGUAUCUCGUCCGACAGGGAAUGGGGAAAUAUGCAACGAGUCCAAGAAGAGCGACGCGCCCUCUCACCCCCGGAGGCAACUCAAGCACAAGGGAGACGACGUGUGGGGGAUGUUCCUCAAGAGCCAGCAGUACCUGGCGCUAAAGGCGAAGCUGCUUGGAAAGGACAGCGAGUUCACCGACCCUGGCAGAACGAGGUUCCUGUCCACGCGGUGUGCGUCUUUGGGUGGGUGACCUCAAGGAUUGCUUUUUGUUUUGCUUGGACGGACAUGAGUUCCCCAUUGGCAAGCAUUUUAAUUUUGCGAGGUUAACAAUGUUGGCCUGAGGUAUUGCGGGUGAGGAAACAAUGCUCACUCCUAUGUUUUCCGUCUGUUCGCUUCUGGCUGUUUCCAUCUCGCGAUGUUGCUUUUCAGUGUAGCCAAGGACGUCGCAGAGUUAGGAGGAAGUGGGGGAGAGGAAGAGCAACACUGUGUAAAGAGAGCACUAACGUAUCC
Messenger RNA from Ectocarpus siliculosus, 1072 nucleotides. The record is from the annotation of a GenBank genome assembly. NCBI's taxonomy places the organism in Eukaryota, Phaeophyceae, Ectocarpales, Ectocarpaceae.